CCCGGCGCAUCACAGUUGGCCGAAGUCGCGCGCUGGUACUAUGAAACACGUUCUCCCUGAUAAAAAUGCUGCAUGUUCACGGGCCGAGGGUUGACGCCAGCGCUAGCCCUGUAGCCCCCCUCCAUGAGCUUCGAGCAUGUUCACACCAUGUACAAAGGCAGAUGAUGCAGAGCCGGCCCACAACGUGCUAUGAACGUCCAAGAUGAAGCUGUAAGAACGGCACGUAUAAGUGCACUCAAAGCCUCUCGCACUCUAACUUGCCUCUUCAUGGCCUCCUGCACUGAAGCGGGCGGCGAUCACAUCAACUCCACUGCUGCUUUUGACGGCACUACCUCAUCGACGACGGCGCAGCAAGAUUCGGCAUUACCAGUGUCAUCACUCAUGGCUUCUCUUGGCUUGAACGAGUGGCUGAAGUACAUCUUGCUGGGCUUCGUCGUGGAAAUAGCCAGGCGGCAGUUGUACAAUCUCGAGGCUUGGUUCACGAGUUUCUUCUUCGUCACCGCAGAAAUACCCGCCGACGAUGACUGCUACGACUGGCUUCUGGUCUGGCUCUCGAAACAACCCGCGAUCAAGAACGCACGCAAGAAGAUCUUCUCGACUAGCAAGGACCGCAGGAGCCUCGCGAUCCUGCCCGAGGAAGGCGACCACUGGUGCGACGCCAAGAGCCGCCGCCUCUUCAGCCUCCCGUCUGUCUUCGAGACGUACUCGCUGUGGUACAGGCACCGCUUGGUGCGCGUGCGGCGCGUAGCGCUUCCCCGCCCCGGGUAUUACGACAGAGAGGCGAUGGAGCUCCGGGUUCUCGCGUGGGGCCAGGAGCUCUUGAACGAGCUUCUUCUGGAGGCUAAGAAAGACUAUCUAUCCUCGUUCGAGGAUAAGAUCUGCGUUUAUGUGGCUAUCCCGUCUUCAAGUGACUGGAUCCCGCUCGCCACGCGCCCGAAGCGACCAAUUCAGUCGAUCAUUCUUGAUUCUGAUAUUCAGGAUAUGGUCCUCGAAGAUGUCCAAGAAUUCAUGAGGAGCAAAGCCUGGUACACUGACCGAGGUAUACCCUUUCGCCGAGGAUACCUACUGCAUGGCUCCCCCGGCUCGGGAAAGACGUCCCUCAUCCACAGCAUCGCAGGAGAACUCGGGCUCAAUGUCUUCCUCAUCUCCCUUUCGGCCCGCGGCAUGGACGACACGAAGCUCGCAGAGCUCAUCGCGUACCUCCCCGAGCGGUGCAUCACGCUCAUGGAGGACAUCGACGCUGCGUUCCUGCACGGUGUCAGCCGCGACGGCGUCGAUGGUAUGGUGAGUACCCAGGCUCAAAGUCAUAGCGGCGGUGCACCAUCGCCGCAAGGGCAGGCACAGGCCCAUGCGCCUGCGCCGACGCCCAACGGGGACUCGGACUCGGACGACUACUCGGGCAAGGUGACGUUGAGCGGGCUUCUGAACGCGCUAGAUGGAAUUGGUGCGCAGGAGGGCCGGAUACUAUUCGCGACGACGAACCGGUACGCCGCACUCGAUCCGGCGCUGUGUCGCCCCGGGCGGAUGGAUAUGCAUGUCGAGUUCCGCCAUGCAAGCAGGCGGCAGGGCGAGGAGCUGUUCAAGCGGUUCUUCAUGGUUGGGACGAAUUCUUCGUCAGCGGAGUCGGCAAGGCAAGGCGAGCGGCAGGGCUUUCAGGCUGGCAACAAGGACGCGCGGGUGUCACGUCCCGAGGACCCCGUCAGUUAUUCUGUGUCUGAGGCCUCCUCGUCGGAAGUGACUCUCAUCGAUGUUGACGUCGCGGCGGAGCACUGGCCAGCGAAACAGUCUUCCGUGGGUCUUCCCCAGCUGUCAGCCGAAGAGAUCAACGACCUCGCUAUCCGAUUCGCGGAGUCGAUCCCUGAGCGCGAAGUGUCGAUGGCGACACUCCAGGGCUUCCUGAUGAUGCACAAGCGCAGUCCCGUCGACGCGGCCUACAAGGUCGGCGCUUAUGUGGAAGACCUCCUUGCGUCGUCUCGGCCCGACAUUGUCUCUUCCGGUGCCGUUGUUUCCAAGGUUGAGAGUCGAACAUAGAAAGAGUCUUCCUGGUUUGGCGAUGUAGGAAGCUGGCAAUGGGGAGUUAUGUAGAGGGUGGUGAUCGUAUUCCGGCUGAGAAGACAUUGGUGU
Messenger RNA from Coniophora puteana RWD-64-598 SS2, 2124 nucleotides. Its product is annotated as P-loop containing nucleoside triphosphate hydrolase protein. NCBI's taxonomy places the organism in Eukaryota, Fungi, Basidiomycota, Agaricomycetes, Boletales, Coniophoraceae. The transcript has 9 exons. Gene Ontology annotation, cellular component: mitochondrial inner membrane. The record is from RefSeq and is a predicted model, not a curated record. The coding region runs from base 190 to 2031 and encodes 613 amino acids. Gene Ontology annotation, molecular function: ATP hydrolysis activity; ATP binding. Gene Ontology annotation, biological process: mitochondrial respiratory chain complex III assembly; protein insertion into mitochondrial inner membrane from matrix.